ACAUUUUUUAGUUCCUUACCGACCGAGCGUUUACAAAUGGCGCAGGUUUCUUGGUGAUUUUCUUCGAGCUGGGAUGGACAGAUUUCAGUGCCAGAAAUUACUUGCGUAGUUUCAUUGCAUGGAGAAUUUCCAUAAAGCUGUUAAUAAACAAUUUGGCUAUGUCUCGACCGUCGAGUGCUUCUGACACACCAGUGUCUGGCUUCUACAAACUGCCUCCGAUUAUUACAACAGAAGCAGAUCGAGAAUUUCUUAGCGAUGUCAAUUCUUUCAUUGAUGCAGAACUGAGUAAAGUGAACCACUUGGACGAGGAGCAGAGAUAUUUAAUAUACAAAGCAGUAUUUAACAGAGUUAUUGAGCAUGUUACAGCUUACAAACCAGUCCUGACUCUGAUCAAAAAGGAGUAUGAAGAUACAAUUGAGACUAUCAAGAAAGGUCAACGCGAGGCAGCCUUUUUACAAGGGAAACUGAAGGCUAUGGCUUCUGAACCUUCCACCCUUCGGAAUUAUAAGAAAAGGGCAGAUGAGCUGGAAGAAAGGAUGGCUGUAGUGAAAAAAGAUAACGAGAGGCUGGUGAAGGAACUGAAAGAGAUCCAAGCUGCUCGAGUAGAAAGAGAAAAGAGACCAAAGACUGCUGAAGCCCCAAAACGACAGCUGAAAAAAGACAGUCGUUUGAUACCAGGUCUCACCCUUGAAGAGACGACAGACAUGCAAAUUUUGCAAAGGAAAUACGAAAGCUUAGAUCGGCAGUUGAAGGAGUUGAACAUUAGUUUGAGAGCUCGCUUUCUGCCCAAAACUCAAAAACUUGAGCUGAAGGAAACUUUGGACAACAAAGUCGCGUACCGAGAUGACCUGCUCUGGCAAAGUCAGGUUUACAAGGCCAGGGGUCACAAGCUCAAGAUUGCCUUGGAGGCAUCUCAGGCAUACAAUCAGAUGAAGCCACCGCACCAGACGGUGGGAGACGCUGUCAUGAUCGCUUUCCAGCAGGCCUCAGGAAUGCUUAGAGCUGAGAGAGAAAGAGCUGAGGGAGAGCAGGUGGAGACAGCUCAGGCCACGUUUGAGGACGAUGACCCCAACAAGGAGAAGGAGGCAGAGAUGAUGUUGGAGUACAUCGAAAAGUUCAACGAGCUGUUUGAGGAUGGUCAGUUUGAGGAGGCAGCUGUCCACGCAGCCAACAGCCCGAAGGGAAUCCUCAGGACACAAGCUACCCUUGCCAAGUUCAGAG
Molecule: messenger RNA, 1221 nt
Organism: Aplysia californica (California sea hare)
Lineage: Eukaryota; Metazoa; Mollusca; Gastropoda; Aplysiida; Aplysiidae
Product: clathrin heavy chain linker domain-containing protein 1
Source: RefSeq, a predicted model, not a curated record